AUGUACUCCAAUGCCAUGGCGGUGAUCUAUGCACGGCAAUGGCAGGACACCAUCAUCAAGUUUCGCCAAGACUACCCGGAGCGAGACGUACCCAUGCAGGGUAUACACACAAACAACUUCACCGAGAGCUAUCACCGAGUCUUGAAAUACAACUUCCUCAGCCGCCACACUCUUCGCCGACCCGAUGACCUGUUCCAAACCUUGGCUGAUAACGCAGAGCCUGAUUUCCGUCAGAGCGUACUCACCACAACCCUAGGUUUCAGGCCCCAACGGGCGACUAAGUACCAAAACGUAGCCGAAGGACUGCCCGAAACGUACAGCAACAGCGACCUUGUCGACCUUGGCGUGGAGAUUAACAGUCCCCAAGCUAAUAAGUGGACCAUCAGCAGCUUUACGCGGCCUAAAAUGGCAACAUACACAGUCAACACAACACCACCGAAAGACGGGACCGUCGGCUACGUCAAUAACUGCAACUGCACCCAUUUCUUGAGUAACAAAUUGGCAUGUAAGCAUAUGUACGUAAUUGCUCGCCAGAACACAUUCAACAUCCUCGAGACCAACCCAGAAGUUGAUGAUGGAACUUCGCCCUUUGAGUUCCGUCGCAUAGUGGAACCCUUCAACAUUGUGGUCCGCACUCUGACCAACGUCCACAUCGAUUCUCCGCCACCAUCUCCCGUUCUCAAUCCUUACAGGUCCUCUGCGGCACUCGGUCGCACGCCCUCCACAAGCGGCCUCGCCAACGGCAACUACCGGUACGCCCCCAUGGUGCCGGCACCUUUACCUUACCAGUCCAACAUUGCAAACCUCCAACAACCGCAAGAACACACAUUGCACCACACAACCCCUCCAGGUGCUGCGCAACCAAGUAUGGCAAACCCCGUACUACACUGUAACCCCAUGCUCCUCCCUUACACCGGCCGUACUGAUCCUUCCAGCGAUUUGUACAUUGAACACUUGUUCUAUAAUCCUCACCACCUUCAGUCUACACCUCCUCCCCAUUGUGUAGGCCCAUAUGCCGGAAUCGUGCCUCCACAAAACGCCAUGCUGUAUCCAAAUUCACCCUUCAGCAGAGACGCAGCCCGGAACCAUCAGCAUACACAGCAGUUACAGGCUACUUCCCUGGUUAACCUCACAAACAACUCGGCAAUGUUUUGCACCCGUAACCCGCAACACACCACAUCUAGCAGCCCUCAUGCAAUGCCACGCCAGUACUACACCCUCACCAAAAGCGAUGCUGCGGAUCAUGCGCCACCGCCACCGCCACGUACCCGAACAGCGUACCAACUUGACCCUCAGUCACUAUUCCAAGCUCUCAAUCAAUACUCGGCACCGCAUGCUCCACAACCUUCAACCAGCGGCCAACACAUAGAACUUACGCCAGAGAGGACACCUGCACCCGUCACCACUUCUCAACUCGAUGGGCUAUUCGACGAAAUGGACCGCGCCCGGCAACCGCCGGCUCCCCCUAACCGCAGUUACCGCAAACCUUUGUCAACUGGCAAUUCCGCCACGGUGCACCGUCCAUUGGUUCCAGUCCCAGGCGCUACUCGACCUGGAGCGCUGGCCAACGAAACCACAUACAACGGUCUCCCUUUUAGCCAAAACAUGUACGUGUUAAUUCAAUGUUUGCGGCUGCUCACCCUUACUCCAACAGCGCUGCGUUUUACAGGCAACCUCCUACGGCCCAACCAAGCAACUCACACCAUGCUACGCAUAGUACCCACCGUACCGAGAGCAACGAGCGUCGUGUGGCGCACACAACCACUGACUCCACUGUAUCGCACUCAACCAACUCGCACCAUGCAACCACCAGUUCCCAUCAAAUGGAAAGCACCAGGACCCAUCACUCCAUUGACCCUGGGCCCCCUGUCUUAA
Messenger RNA from Melampsora larici-populina 98AG31, 1875 nucleotides. RefSeq lists its product as uncharacterized. Bases 1 to 1875 code for a protein of 624 amino acids. Lineage: Eukaryota; Fungi; Basidiomycota; Pucciniomycetes; Pucciniales; Melampsoraceae. The record is from RefSeq and is a predicted model, not a curated record. The transcript has 3 exons. Gene Ontology annotation, molecular function: zinc ion binding.